Molecule: messenger RNA, 1932 nt
Organism: Nycticebus coucang (slow loris)
Lineage: Eukaryota; Metazoa; Chordata; Mammalia; Primates; Lorisidae
Product: NADH-cytochrome b5 reductase 3
Exons: 9
Coding region: 102-1007 (301 amino acids)
Cellular component (GO): mitochondrion
Molecular function (GO): FAD binding; oxidoreductase activity
Source: RefSeq, a predicted model, not a curated record
CCCGGUGCCGCCCCUCCCCCAGGGUGACGCGAGCCGGGGCGGGGCGCGGAGCGACUGUCUAGGCGGCGGCGGCGGCGGAGCGAGGGCAGCGCGGCGGCACCAUGGGGGCCCAGCUGAGCACGUUGGGCCAUGUGGUGCUGUCCCCAGUCUGGUUCCUCUACAGCCUGCUCAUGAAGCUGUUCCAGCGCUCCUUGCCGCCCAUCACCCUUGAGAACCCAGAUAUCAAGUACCCACUGCGGCUCGUCGAUAAGGAAAUCAUCAACCAUGACACCCGACGUUUCCGCUUCGCCCUGCCAACACCCCAGCAUAUACUGGGCCUCCCCGUGGGCCAGCACAUCUACCUCUCAGCUCGAAUUGAUGGAAACCUGGUCAUUCGGCCCUACACGCCUGUCUCCAGUGAUGACGACAAGGGCUUCGUGGACCUGGUCAUUAAGAUUUACUUCAAGGAUACCAACCCCAAGUUUCCUGCUGGAGGGAAGAUGUCUCAGUACCUGGAAAGCAUGCAGACUGGGGACACCAUUGACUUCCGAGGCCCGAAUGGGUUGCUGGUCUACCAGGGCAAAGGGAAAUUCGCCAUCCGUCCAGACAAGAAAUCCAACCCCGUCAUUAAGACAGUGAAAUCUGUUGGCAUGAUCGCAGGAGGGACAGGCAUCACCCCAAUGCUUCAGGUGAUCCGCGCCAUCAUAAAAGACCCAGACGACCACACCGUGUGCCACCUGCUCUUUGCCAACCAGACGGAGAAGGACAUCCUGCUGCGGCCCGAGCUGGAGGAGCUGAGGAACCAACAUUCUGCUCAAUUCAAGCUCUGGUACACGGUGGACAGAGCCCCUGAAGGCUGGGACUACAGCCAAGGCUUUGUGAACGAGGAGAUGAUUCGGGACCACCUUCCGCCCCCAGAGGAGGAGCCGCUUGUGCUGAUGUGCGGACCCCCACCCAUGAUUCAGUAUGCCUGCCUGCCCAACCUGGACCACGUGGGCCACCCCAAGGAGCGCUGCUUCACCUUCUGAGGGCCAGUGCUGGCCGCAUACACCUGCCCCGCAUACGCACCUUGCCCCGUCCACAUUGACCCCACCACCACCCCACUCUGCCCCUUUUCACACUGGGGCCUACCUUCAGCCUGGCCUGCCCUCGCCCUGGUGACUACCCAGCUGAGCUGGCCCCCGAGGGGCCCCUUUGGGAGCAGGGUUCUGUUUCAGCCACAGUGGAACCUCCAGGAUAGGUUCCCAUCCAGCACCCCCAUCCCUGUCCUCAUCCCCUGACUCCCCCAACACCACACUACAAGGCCGAGAGCUCCCAGUGCCACAUUCUGCUUGCUGCCUUGGGGCAGUGGACCACAGUCUGGAUGGAAGCCCACCCUCGCCAGCGUCCUUGUUCACCCCUCACUGCCUGCCUUGGGCCACGGUCAGGCCCCUGACACUACAUGAGAUGGGUGACACUAAAAAGUCCUCUGGGGGUGGGCUGCUGCGGAUGAGAGGCUGUCCUGACUCCAGGGCCCAGAGCGGAGUGGGGGGGACUGGGCAGCUGGGGAGUUGGCUCUUCCCAUGGCCAGAGUGGGAUGCAAGUGCUGGCCAAGACCGGGAGGCCAGCAAGUGGGCCCUCUGGAAUGGCGCCAUUUCUCCCAACACAGCAAAUGUUAAGCAGCCGUGGGAGUCCCGAGCUGUCAGUCAGCAGCCCCACGGGCUACCCUAGGCCAGCAGUCCUGACAUCAACCUACAGCAACCGUGUUGGUUUAUUCCUCCGUCCUAAGCCCACCUCCUCCUCCCGCCUUGUCCCAGCACAGGGAGAGUUUGAGCAGUGCCUCUUGUCCUAGAGACCUAUGUGACCUCGAUGUUGCCCUUAGGUAGCAGCUGUGCUAGCUCUUGCUACUGGCUUUUUCAGAGUCAUUUAUGAGCAGAAAAAAAUUGAAUUAAAACUUUGCUAAUGUUAACCCUC